CAGAACCUAGAACAUCAUAUAGAGGUCCUUCAACUGAUGGACACAAUGAUCUUCCAGUGGGCUCUCGUUUUUUCAGGUCUGCUUACAUCAUUUGCCCAGAUUAGCGCCCCUAUUGGUGGAUCCGGAUACCUCUAUGCAACGGGGAUAAGCAUCACUCCACAGCAUCAGAAAUCCUGGACUAUAGACGGUGUUCCUACUAUAAUCGCAGAUCUUUUGCCUGGUGGAAAUCCAGUAUACCUCGGUCGCUGCGCUGGAAACGAAUGCGAACUGUAUGAAAAUGGGACGCUCAGAAUCGAUCAGCUGAUCAGCUCAGAUAAUACAUCUUACACACUUACUAUCAGGCUUGGCGGCGUAACGUCGUCCGAACAGGUCCGGCUUAAUGUAUAUGACCCGCUAACCCCUCCAACUAUCCAUGCUUCUUCCUCGAUCCGCCCGGUGAAUGGUACCACCCUGAGUCUAACAUGCAAUGCAGGAUCUCAGGUGGUGCACAAGAUCUACUUCUAUCAAAAUGAACACGUCGUUAAUUGUAACCUCCCCCACCUGUCCUGCAAUGACUCCAUCUUGACUUUCAAUCCGAUCCUGGACAUAGACACUGGAUACUACACCUGCGUCAUCCAGAAUCCAGUGAGCCAGAACAGUAGCACAUCUUUGUUCCUAAAUGUCGCAGUGAAUGUUUCUGAAGUGACUAUUAGCAAUAACGCCACACGUCCCAUCACCGUGGACAAGGAUUCCGUGGCCCUCAAGUGUUCAUCGUAUGGAACAGAUGUAAGCUACAAAUGGACAUUCUUGGGGUCACCACUGCCACAGAACCCCCGAUAUCACCUUACGGACAAUCAUUCCACCCUCAUCAUCAGUCCCGUGACAAGGAACGAACAGGGGCCUUUCGUUUGUGAGGUCGGCAACUACCUGAAUAACGGCACCAGCGAUCCAUACAACCUGACGUGGCUGCCAAACGGGCAGAUUACAUGUGAUGCCCAGCGGUCAGGCCAAAGCAUCCAACUUUUUUGCUCCUGGCCUGGAGGCUACCCACCUGCUCAGGUUCACAUGAUGUACCAAAGUGUAAACUUAACAAAGUUGGAUGAAGUUAUGACUGAGAUACCAUUUGGCCAAUUCCCCCUCGGAACUCCGCUGUCUUGCAGUGGAACACAUCAGGGAUCUAAUGAAACCUGCUCAGUGCUUAUCGACACUCCCCAAUACCCAGGGUUCAAUGACAGCACAAGGUUCGUAAGGAAGGGCAACAGCGUCUUCUUCCCAGUUACCCUAAGCAGUGCAAAGUCUGCCCAGAUCUUCCCGUCCAAAUUUUCCUGGUUUCAGAUGGAACCAACCCAAACAGAGCUGUCCACCGGAGAAGAUUUCUCAAUUGUAUCAAACGAUUAUUCAUCUAUUCUGAUUGUGCACGCGAUAAGCGAAGAACUGGCUGGGAGUUAUAUGUGCGAAGCUGAGAAUGCAAUCGGAACCAACUCCUUUAGAUUUAAUGUAGAGGUAGAACUUGAAGAAGUGAUUACAGAUGAAGACAUACUCUCCACUGGAGCUAUAGCUGGCAUAGUGAUUGGCUCUCUUGCUGUUUUGGCGUUGAUCGCACUUACUGUUGUACUUAUUAUCCGCAAGAAAGACACCACACCAAAGACUAAGUCUGUUACUACACAUGUACAUCAUACAAAUAAUGCAUAUGUUCCUGAACCUAGUCAGGUUAUACAACAGUCUCGGGGUGAAGUGGGACUCCCAGACAUGUGGACCUACUACAGAGCAGUACACUUUACCAAGAUAGUGGACUGGCACUGCCAUGGGGCCGAGAAACAGUGGGUUGCCAUGGAACUUGAGAACUCCAAAGACACAGCAAAGAGCUGGCCAUCUGUGACUCCCCACUGA
Messenger RNA from Rana temporaria (common frog), 1869 nucleotides. Its product is annotated as carcinoembryonic antigen-related cell adhesion molecule 1-like. The transcript is spliced from 9 exons. The record is from RefSeq and is a predicted model, not a curated record. The coding region runs from base 37 to 1869 and encodes 610 amino acids. Lineage: Eukaryota; Metazoa; Chordata; Amphibia; Anura; Ranidae.